Molecule: messenger RNA, 2430 nt
Organism: Penicilliopsis zonata CBS 506.65
Lineage: Eukaryota; Fungi; Ascomycota; Eurotiomycetes; Eurotiales; Aspergillaceae
Exons: 2
Coding region: 320-2239 (639 amino acids)
Biological process (GO): DNA-templated transcription
Cellular component (GO): nucleus
Molecular function (GO): DNA binding; zinc ion binding
Source: RefSeq, a predicted model, not a curated record
CCCUUCCCCCCCCCCCCCCCCCCCCCCCCCCCCCCUCCCCCACCGCUCCAUCCCCCCAGAGAUAAUGGCCACUGUUAUCACCAUCCAGCCAUCCACGGCUGGUCCGGCUCCGGUAACUUCUUUUCAGCAAAGCCACUCUUCCCUAAGUUCUGACAUCCAUCUUUCCCGGCACCUUGCCCAGCAAAUGGGCUCGACUUCCACCUCCCCUUCAGCAGACUCCAUCAUUAGUACCAGUACUCUUCUCUCUCGCGGUCCCGGUCGGGAUGGUACAAGCUGUGACGCUUGUCUCCGCAGGAAGAGUAGGUGUGCCAUGAAUGAAAUGGUCAAUAAGUGUUACUCGUGCGACUUUCAUCGCCAGGAGUGUACCUUCACUCUUUCGGCUGGUGUAACCACCACCACCAGUACCUCUUCCACCCCUACCUCCACCGCCGACCUGCAGUCCAGAAAGCGAAAAUUGGACGAUGCCCUGUCCGAAGACACGGACUCCAUCAAAAGGCAAUCAAUAGUGGCACCAACAGGAUCCAAGCUGGAUAUCUCACUCUCACGUGCACAAUCUCAGUCCAUGCUAUCCGGAUAUAUGUGCCAGUUGACGCAGCAUAUCGGGUUGACCACUGAUCUCGAGCCCACACUGCUGGAUUUUCUUCCCCUAGACCAGAACGACGAGGCUGUUGUGGCCACUGCAAAAGUACGCAAGUAUUCAGACGACGGCACCUUCAUGCGAAUGAUGCCGCCCGCGCCAAUGGCCGUUCCAUCUGUCUCCUCUCUGGAUGCUGUUGAAAGCUUAGUGGCCCCUUAUGGCUCUACUCUGGUUGAAAAAUACUUUACCCAUGUCCACCCAACCUUCCCCAUCCUGGUGGAAGAUGCCUUCCGGCAGUCAUACCGUGCCCGCAAGGGAAUCACCCCUCUACUCCUGUCCUCCGUCUACGUGCUGGCAUUGAAGUUCUUGGACGUGGGGUCCGGUACCCAAACCGUCCGACGACCAGACGUCGGCCGCCUGGAAAGCACCGCCUUGAAACUUCUGACUGAAUCGUUGCCCCAUUCAAACAUGUCCACCAUCCAGGCGGGCCUGCUGUUGAUGCAGAAUUCUUCUUUGAACACGGCUGCGCUGAACGCUCAGCUGGUCAGCGCCGGAUUCGAACUCGGACUGCACCAGGACUGUUCCAAUUGGCGAAUGGAAACCUGGGAGAAGGGUCUCCGGAAACGCCUGGCGUGGGCGUUAUAUAUGCAAGACAAGUGGUGCUCGCUGGUUCAUGGCCGGCCGUCGCAUAUUUUUGCGUCCAACUGGACCGUGAAGGAUCUCGUCGAACAGGAUUUUUUGGAUUCGGCGCAAUCCGACUCGCAUCAAGACGACUCGCCUGUUGGCCACGGCCCUCUUCUCUUCUGUCACAUGGUAGCCCUGACCACCAUUCUCUCCGACAUCCUUGACCGAUUCUAUACGUUGCAGGCGAUUGAGGAUUUCCGAGCCGCGGGCAACAACUGCAUCCGCAUGAUCCUCGAUAAAGCCAAGCCAGCCCAGAUCCGGUUAAAGGAGUGGUUCGCCAUGCUCCCCGCGGAGCUAAAGAUGGAACCGAGCUGUGAGCUGUUGGACACGACCACGGAGGAGAACUGGGGCAACGGCGCGCUGCACCUGGCUUAUUUUGCCACGGAGAUCACCCUGCACCGGUGCAUUGUGCGUUCGCUCAACGCCGACACGGCCGACUCGUACCUCUCACACAUCUGCCGCUCCGCCGCCAAGACACGGCUGAUCUCGGCAAUGGACUUCAUCAACCGACUGCGGCCGGCGCACCUGCGGUCCUUCUGGCCUGCUGCCUCGCGCACCAACUUCGCGCUGAUCGGCUCCUUUGGCAUCCUGCUGCGCAUCACCGCCCCGACCAAGGAGGAAGCCGAGUUCUAUCGCCUGCGACUAUGUGAGUACCGGUGGACCCUGAGCGUCAGCUGCAAGAACGCCGAGUUCCUCGCCUUUGCCCUCGAAAGCCUCGACAACGCAACCACCCUGGGCAAGCACGUCCCCGAGAAACCCGGCAUCGACGAGCUCAUGGCCAACUCCGCCAAAUCGGCGACUCACCGUCUCUCCCGUGUGCCCAAUUCGUCCAUCCUUCUGGGCAGCGCUUCCACCAUGGACGCUGAGCCUAUGAUGGACAGCGCGCGGGGGGGCACCUCGUCGGUCAUCUCGGGGCUGGCAUCUCCAGCGACAUCAGCCAGCAGUGAGGAACUUGAGGAUUCAAUUCCUCCCCUCUAAAAUAAAGACAAACCCAGUCACCUGAACAACCUCCUCCACUUCUUUUCUCCUUUCACACCGGAUGUGUCGUGACGCCUUUUACCUUUCGGUUUCUUAUUAUUAUUUUUUUCUUCUUUUUUCACAAGGACAUGUGUCUUUGGCGCUGUUCUUGUUUUGAGAUGACUGAUUGCUGUAUAUACCAUCAAGCGGGU